Molecule: messenger RNA, 1855 nt
Organism: Phyllostomus hastatus (greater spear-nosed bat)
Lineage: Eukaryota; Metazoa; Chordata; Mammalia; Chiroptera; Phyllostomidae
Product: UDP-glucuronosyltransferase 2B31-like
Exons: 6
Coding region: 20-1618 (532 amino acids)
Molecular function (GO): UDP-glycosyltransferase activity
Source: RefSeq, a predicted model, not a curated record
CAGAAGUUUGAAAGCUAGCAUGUGUUCCAGCAGGAUGCCUAUGAAAUGGAUUUCAGUUCUUCUACUGCUACAGCUGAGUUGUCAGUUCAGCCCUGGGAGUUGUGGAAAGGUGCUGGUGUGGCCCACUGAAUACAGCCAUUGGAUCAAUAUGAAGACCAUCCUGGAUGAACUUGUCCAGAGAGGUCAUGAAGUGACUGUUCUGACACAUGCAGCUUCAAUUCUUGUUGAUCCCAAUAAACCAUCUGCUAUUAAAUUUGAGAUUUAUCCUACAUCUUUUAAAAAAGAUGAUUUUCAGAAACUUUUCAUGAAGCUGAUCCCUAAAUGGACAUAUAUGCCUAAAGAUACAUUUUGGACUUAUUUUUCACUAAUUGAAGAAAUACUUUUGGAAUACACUGAUUUUAUUCUAAAGCUCUGUAAAAGUGCAGUUUUGAACAAGGAACUUAUGAGAAAACUACAGCAAGAAAAGUUUGAUGUCAUUCUUGCAGAUGCUGUGGGACCCUGUGGUGAACUGCUGGCUGAGCUACUUAACAUACCUCUUGUGUACAGUCUCCGCUUCUUUCCUGGCUUUAUAGUUGAAAAGCAGAGUGGAAGACUUCCAAUCCCUCCAUCCUACGUACCUAUUAUCUUGUCAGAAUUAAGUGAUCAAAUGACAUUCAUCAAGAGGGUAAAAAAUAUGUUGUAUGUGCUUUAUUUUGACUUCUGGUUUCAAAUGUUUCAUGAGGACUGGGAUCAAUUUUAUAGCGAAGUACUAGGAAGACCCACAACAUUAUCUGAGUUGAUGGGGAAAGCUGAAAUGUGGCUCAUUCGAACCUAUUGGGAUUUUGAAUUUCCUCGCCCACUCUUGCCACAUUUUGAAUUUGUUGGAGGACUCCACUGCAAGCCUGCCAAACCUCUGCCUAAGGAAAUGGAACAGUUUGUCCAGAGCUCUGGAGAAGAUGGUAUUGUGGUGUUUAGCCUGGGGUCGAUGGUCACUAACUUGACUGAAGAAAAUGCCAAUACAAUUGCCUCAGCCUUGGCCCAGAUUCCUCAAAAGGUUAUAUGGAGAUAUGAAGGCAAAAAACCAGACACAUUAGGACCAAAUACUCGCCUGUAUAAAUGGAUCCCCCAGAAUGACCUUCUUGGUCAUCCAAAAACCAAAGCCUUUAUAACUCAUGGUGGAACCAACGGCAUCUAUGAGGCCAUCUACCACGGGAUCCCAAUGGUGGGCCUCCCUUUGUUUGCGGAUCAACCUGAUAACAUCGCCCACAUGAAGGCCAAGGGAGCAGCUGUCAGAUUGGACUUCAACACAAUGUCUAGUGCAGAUUUGCUCAAUGCAUUGAAGACAGUCAUUAAUGACCCUUCAUAUAAGGAGAAUGCUAUGAAAUUGUCAAGGAUUCACCACGAUCAACCUGUAAAGCCCCUGGAUCGAGCGGUCUUCUGGAUCGAGUUUGUCAUGCGCCACAAGGGAGCCAAACACCUGCGGCCAGCCUCCUAUGACCUCAACUGGUUCCAGUACCACUCUUUGGACGUGAUUGGGUUCCUGCUGGCCUGUGUGGCAACUGCUAUACUUGUCGUCGUAAAAUGUGUUCUGUUUUGUUGCUGGAAGUUUGCCAAAACAGAAAAGGGAAAAAGGGAGUAGUGGUUCCCUAGCCUGAAGCUGACAUAUCUUAUAGAUGGGACACCCCCAGUUUAUUAUUCCAGCAAGAAGUAGUUGCUUCUCCUGGGACAAAAUGACUUUUCACAAAUUAGCUUCUCAUUCAAUCUGUUUUCCCGUGAUUUAGAUCAAAAUUUGUUUUUAAGGGAUUUCUACCUCUUUAAGGUUUAUAAAUCUGUCAUGCCAAAGAUUAAUUUGAUUAAAAUGAAACAAGUAAAACAA